CCUGGAAUUAAACAGUUGAAUCUCGCGUUAGCUGGUCCUUUGAUGGCUUCCUCCUAAGAGUGUACACGCGGAUAGUGCUUUUGCUUACCUGUGUGUGUAAAACGGGGAGCAACAAACAUGCAGCACGACGAUGUAAUCUGGGAUAUUGUGGGAAACAAACAAUUCUGUUCUUUCAAAAUAAAAACAAAGACACAGAAUUUUUGUCGAAAUGAAUAUAAUUUAACUGGUCAGUGUAAUCGUUCAUCUUGCCCACUUGCAAACAGUCAGUAUGCCACUAUCAAAGAGGAGAAAGGUAUCUGCUAUUUAUAUAUGAAAACAAUUGAGAGGGCAGCAUUUCCAGCACGGAUGUGGGAGAGGGUACGUCUAAGUAAGAACUAUGAGCAGGCUCUGGAGCAGAUAGAUGAAAACCUUAUCUACUGGCCACGAUUUAUCAGACACAAGUGCAAGCAGAGGUUCACUAAGAUAACGCAAUACUUGAUCCGUAUCCGCAAACUCACUUUGAAGAGGCAGCGCAAACUUGUUCCGUUAAGUAGGAAGGUAGAAAGGAGAGAAAAGAGAAGAGAGGAAAAAGCUCUAGUGGCUGCCCAUUUGGACAACGCAAUAGAAAAGGAAUUACUGGAGCGACUAAAACAGGGAGCGUAUGGCGAUAUUUAUAACUUCCCCAUCCAAGCUUUUGAUAAAGCGCUGGAGCAGCAAGAUGAGGAUAGUGCUUCUGAAUCUUCAGAAGAUGAAGAAGAGGAAGAAGAGGACAAAGAGGCUGGAAAGAGAGAAUUUGUGGAAGAUGAUGAAGUAGAAAGUGACUUGAGUGACUUUGAGGAAAUGGAUAAAAUAGGAGCCAGCAGUGAUGAGAAAUCCUCUAGUGAGGAAGAGUCAUCGGAAGAAGAAACAGAAAAAUCAAAUUUAAAAGGAAAAGGCAAAACGCCUCUCAAAGGACCUAUAAGGAAGAAACGUGCCUAUGUUGAAAUAGAGUAUGAACAAGAGACUGAGCCACAGCAGAAAGUUAAAACAACUUGAUUCUGCUUUAUUUUACAGUGCGAACAAGUACAUUUUUUCUAAAUAAAAACUUUCUUCUUCUUCCACUACCUGAGAUUCACAAUUCACAGACCAUGUGUGUAUACAGUCAAAGACUAACAACUUGAAAAAUAAUGCCAGAGUUUAUAAGUUCCCAAUCAAAGGUAUGAAAAAGUUGAAAUAGAAAUACCCCAUCAUAGAAUAAAUUGUAUUAUAUUAUUAAA
This is a messenger RNA of Bombina bombina (fire-bellied toad), 1235 nucleotides long. RefSeq names its product MAK16 homolog (gene MAK16). Bases 118 to 1014 code for a protein of 298 amino acids. NCBI's taxonomy places the organism in Eukaryota, Metazoa, Chordata, Amphibia, Anura, Bombinatoridae. The transcript has 10 exons. Gene Ontology annotation, biological process: maturation of 5.8S rRNA; maturation of LSU-rRNA. Gene Ontology annotation, cellular component: preribosome, large subunit precursor; nucleolus. The record is from RefSeq and is a predicted model, not a curated record.